CUAUGAUCACGACCUGUCAAUGGUUUGGUCCAAAGAGCCGGAAGGUGGCAAUCUUUAUUGGUGCGGGCCAGGAUAGAUGAUGAAAGACCAAGCAGCCAUACGCGGAUAAAAAUGGUCCCGAAAAGCUACCAAUCUUUCAGGCAUGGGUAAAGCUUGCAUGAUGGCUUCAUUGGACAUGAUAGUGUUCUGGUUUGGAAUAAUUUUGUGAGAUUUUCUUUUAUUUCACAUUCAGUCCAAUUAUAUGAUUGGUCUACUCGUAGUGUUUUAAUAAACUAUUGAUUAUGAAAUUGUACGCUAUGGAUACAAGGCCAACAGAUCAUCAAUGAUUGCUUGAGGAACAGCCAUCUCUUUCGAUAUCUAGAAGCUUAGCAGUUGAAACAGACAAUGACAUAUGUGAAAUGGUCCCAAACAAAAUCUCCAUAGAAAUGAGAGAUAUGGAUAACACCCCCAUGCCUUCUUGCUUUGAAUAUAUAAUGUUCCAAUGCCUUAUAAAUGAUGCAUGAACCAUCCACAUUGUUUGGAGCUUGGCAAAGACAGAGAUGUCUUCUGGGACAUUUGCUAGAGGUGCACACACCAUGAAUUCCAUGUUUUUCAAGCCAAUGAUUCGAAAAACCUACCACAAGAAAAGUUCCGCCGACACAAUACGUGAGACAAUGAAGGUGGAUGCCGAGGAAGUGAGGAACAAUAAGAGCCACAUGGGAGAGACUGAUAGCAAUGGUUGGGUUCCACAUGAGAGGACUGGAAUUUAUUAUCCAAAGGGCCAAGAGAAGGUGAUGGAAGGCAUACCUCCAGCAGCCGAAAAGGAUGUUGAUGUGGUCAAUUGGUUUUCACACCAUGGGGAAUAUUGAGCAUAUUUUAAUUGUUCUAAUAUUUAAAGCUUAUAUAUGAAACCCGAUUCUUGUUUUCGGAUUAAAA
Molecule: messenger RNA, 915 nt
Organism: Populus euphratica (Euphrates poplar)
Lineage: Eukaryota; Viridiplantae; Streptophyta; Magnoliopsida; Malpighiales; Salicaceae
Exons: 2
Coding region: 540-848 (102 amino acids)
Source: RefSeq, a predicted model, not a curated record